Knipowitschia caucasica is the source of this 471-nucleotide messenger RNA. The record is from the annotation of a GenBank genome assembly. NCBI's taxonomy places the organism in Eukaryota, Metazoa, Chordata, Actinopteri, Gobiiformes, Gobiidae.
AUGAAGGUUCUGUUCUUUAACCCGUGGGGGCCGCAGAUGAAGGUUCUGUUCUUUAACCCGUGGGCGCCGCAGAUGAAGGUUCUGUUCUUUAACCCGUGGGCGCUGCAGAUGAAGGUUCUGUUCUUUAAAACGUGGGCGCUGCAGAUGAAGGUUCUGUUCUGUAACCCGUGGGCGCCGCAGAUGAAGGUUCUGUUCUUUAACCCGUGGGCGCCGCAGAUGAAGGUUUUGUUCUUUAAACCGUGGGCGCUGCAGAUGAAGGUUCUGUUCUUUAAACCGUGGGCGCCGCAGAUGAAGGUUCUGUUCUUUAACCCGUGGGCGCUGCAGAUGAAGGUUCUGUUCUUUAACCUGUGGGCGCUGCAGAUGAAGGUUCUGUUCUUUAAACCGUGGGCGCUGCAGAUGAAGGUUCUGUUCUUUAAACCGUGGGCGCCGCAGAUGAAGGUUCUGUUCUUAAACCGUGGGCGCCGCAGAUGA